AUGGACGCUCAAUUGCGCAUUUUGUUCAGGUGUUGGGCAGGGACUGUUUUGGAAUACUGAUGUCAGGACGUGAUUCAAAUAGUUGCCUGACACGUUUAAAAAUCUAUAGGCCUUCUGAGAAGGCAGAACUCGUGACAAACACACUCAUAGCUCCUAUUUUACUUCGUUACUCUUUCGUUACACACCUUCAUUUUUAUUUAUAAAAUUGAUUAACACUGGGGCACAAUAUGGACCGAAGCGGAACCUACCGUAUGGACGACCUUGCCGGAACGCCACCCCCCUCCCCCUACCACCGGGAUCCGAACACGCGACUCGUGCCUGUACCGGACCUGUGGGAAGUCGAGGAUACACCAGACCCGGAUUUUUCCUCGGCUCGGGUCCUCCUACCACCAGAACGCUUUGUUUCCGACGACGAGGGUGCCCCCUCCGACCCAGAGAGGGAGGCCCUUCGCCGCGAUACCACCGAUGGCACCACGGCAUCCAGCCCGGAUGAAGCUCCAACAAGCCGGCGGUGGCGAGCAGAUCUAGACGGUGAAGGAAAGACCUGCCCCUGCACCCCAACACAGAUCUGUUUGGUGGUUUGUUUGGUUGUUGUCCUGUGUGUUGUGAUAACUGCUGUGGCGCUGUAUAUGACAGGACGACUGUUUGGCAGGAAUGGGAUAUUUUCCAAGAAAGACAAAGGCGAGGCAAAAUUAUAUCUGAUAGGGGAGGAUAGGGCGGCGAGAACAAAGGCCUAUUGUUUGGAUGGCUCGAGACCUGGCUAUUACUUCGUACCAGGAACCGGGAGCGGUAAAAACAAGUGGCGGGUUCACCUAGACGGUGGCGGCUCGUGCGAUGACCUUGCCGAGUGUUAUUCGCGAAGUCUAACCGACAACGGCUCCACGCGACGGUUACGCACGAGGAACACAUUCAACGGUUUCCUGUCGACCAAUCAGGACGAGAACCCUGAUUUCUUCAACUGGAACGUGGCGUACGUCCAUUAUUGCGAUGGCGCCUGCUUCUCUAGUAACCGGGCGGAUCCGGUGACCCUCAAAGGAAAGACUUUGUACUUCCGGGGCAGGUCGAUCCUAGAUGCUGUGUUGGACGAGUUGAAUGACGUCAGAGGAAUGUCAAACGCUACGACAGUGAUUCUUAGUGGGGGCUCCGCCGGUGGUAUCGCCGUGUACCGCCAGGCUGACCACGUGAGGAGCAGACUGCCGCGGACAGUCCAGUACAGAGUGCUGCCCAGCUCCGGACUGAUGGUGUGGGAACUCAACACCAAGAAUAACGACUUCUUCAGGAGGAGGGCUGACAUGCACGGCAUGCUGGAUGGUCCGGAUCACCCUGCCUGUCUACAAGCCUUCCCAGGCGACGAUCGAUGGAAGUGUCUCUUACCGCAGUUCGCCGCGCCCUACGUCACAUCCGCCAUGUUCGUCCUGAACGCCGCCUACGACUCCUGGGCCCUAAAGAAUAUCCUGAGACUGGACUGCAAACCGGAAAGGUGCAGCGGCAGGGACCAGCAGGCCCUGCUACGGUACCAAGAGAAGGUCAUCGGGGUCACAGCCAGUCUCGGGCGCACACAGGGCGCUUUUAUACCGAGCUGUGAUGACCAUUCCAUCAUCGGAACUUCCGACUACAAUAAGAUCGUGGUUGGCGGGAAAACACCCGCCGAGGCCUUCUCUGAUUGGUUCUUCGAUCGGACAGUGAACAGUUCAAGAUAUAUCGAUAGCAUGACGUGUUGUAACCCAACAUGUUAAGUUAGAUUUAAAUGCAGUACUACGUAACAUCGCAAGAGGGGCUCGUCGAGCUAUCAAUCACUCCAGUGCACGCGACAAAAUACAGCUUACUAUAUAGAUUUCUUUGUCUUCAGAUUCUAAUUUUUCCUUUCAUUCUUUUUAUUAGCUGACAUUGUUAAAAACAUUUUAGACGAUGAAUGACGUUGUCAUAAAUGCAGAAAAACGUCUGUGUUUCCGCAUUUAUAAGAAUUAAUUGCGAAUAAAAGUUCAAGAUUAACAAGGCAA
This is a messenger RNA of Branchiostoma floridae (Florida lancelet), 2000 nucleotides long. RefSeq names its product pectin acetylesterase 11-like. The coding region runs from base 228 to 1736 and encodes 502 amino acids. The record is from RefSeq and is a predicted model, not a curated record. Lineage: Eukaryota; Metazoa; Chordata; Leptocardii; Amphioxiformes; Branchiostomatidae. Gene Ontology annotation, molecular function: hydrolase activity. The transcript has 7 exons.